Molecule: messenger RNA, 6753 nt
Organism: Pangasianodon hypophthalmus (striped catfish)
Lineage: Eukaryota; Metazoa; Chordata; Actinopteri; Siluriformes; Pangasiidae
Gene: aff1
Product: AF4/FMR2 family, member 1
Exons: 19
Coding region: 217-3522 (1101 amino acids)
Biological process (GO): regulation of gene expression
Cellular component (GO): nucleus; super elongation complex
Source: RefSeq, a predicted model, not a curated record
GAGUCCAGGGAUCAAGCUCCUAGCUGUUCUGCUACAAUAAGUUGUGAACUAUGAACGAUCAAUCCUAGUUUUGGCAUUUAUAAAUGAAUAAAUCUAACGUUUGGGGUUGAUUGCAACACGAUGUGAGAAGACGGCUUUGUGGGGAGAAGUGCCAAGAAGCUCCAUGGCAAUCUGCAACUUCAAAUUUGGCUCAUAAUCUUUUUUGGCUUCGCACUAAUGGCUGCUCAGUCUAGCGUACGCGAAGAACUGAACGUCCUGCGGAGGAAAGAAUGGGAGAGGAGGAACCAGGCGGCCCUGCAGGAUAAGGAGCUGUACCAGGAGAGUACGCCGCUCUUCGGGGAGCCUUACAAGACAAACAAAGGCGAUGAACUGUCCAGCCGCAUCCAGAGAAUGCUCGGUAAUUACGAGGAUGGGAACAACUUCCAGUAUAACCAGUAUGAUGGGGCACCCAGGGAUCGACCCCCUUCAUCAUCAUAUGAACGUUCAGGGCACCCCGUGCACAAGGUCAAAACGGAGUCCUCAUUCCAAAGUUCAUCUUCCUACGGAAGCACUAAACAAGGCCACAACUCAUCUCAGCCUUCAAAGAAGUUCCCAAUCCCGGACAACUCCAUCCCAAUCCAGAGUAAAGAAGGUCCCGUCAAGUCCCAUCAAACAAAAACGGACUCCUGGCCUGACAUGAGAGACUACGCCACCUUGCCACCUGUUCUUCCGGACAUUUCACCACCUGCAGAGCCUUUGUCCCCUUUACAUUCCAGCGAGUCCAGCGAAUCAGAACAGGACAUGGAUGAAGACAACGAUGCCAACGAGCACUCACUUUCCCCUCAGUGCAAAAGUUCUUCUGGAAGGACAGCGCCAUCACAUCAUUCAGAGGCCCAGCAAAAGGAAACUUCCCACCUGGGUGGAGAUGUCCCAAUACCAGCUUCCCAGACCUUCCCGCUUCCACUUUCUUCCAAGCCCAACUUGGCCAACUCUAGGAAGCCCAUGGCGUUGGUCCGACCAAUGGAUGGACCCGACCAGGUCAACAGCGAGUCCCCGGAUCUAAAACCGUCACCCGAUGACUAUCACGGACAGUCUUAUGAGAACUUGUCAGAUCUGAAGAAUGUAGGCAAGCCGAACCUUCCUCCACUAAAGAUCCCGUCGCAGCCUGUAGAGAUGCUAUCAAAUGAGGUUCAGCGUGUGGAGGAGAUUCUCAGAGAAAUGACCCACUCAUGGCCUCCCCUGCUAACGGCCAUUCAAACGCCGAGUACAGCAGAGCCAUCCAAGUUCUCCUUUCCUAACAAGGAGGCCAGUGUUCAUCGUGGAUACCAGCAGCCUCAAAAGCACAGUGAGUCACCACCGAAAGCUCCGCUGUCACCCGUUCACCAGCACCCAGUCGUGUGUGAGGAUGGUGGCACAGCUGUGUUGGCGCCCGCCUGUGGAGCAGAGUCUGGGAGCUCCAGUGACUCGGAGAGCAGCUCUGAGUCUGAAUCCGACAGCGAGAGCAGCGACAGCGGCACGGAUGAGACGCCACCUGCUCCCAGGAGUAACACACCACCAGCAAAGGCUGAGGGGCCGAAAGACAUCAACUGGCAGUUGAUCAGUUGGAUCAAGGAGAGCCAGCAGAGCCUGAACCCUCAGAACCAUGCUGACGUUGCAUCAAAACCCAACCCCAAACCUGCGACCAGCACCAAAUCACAAACGCACACUCGCGCCGAGGAGGAUUCCAAACCCAAAAAUAAGAAACACUACAACUCUCGUACUGCCCCCGCUCAGCCCGAGUUCAGCGACGCCAAUCCCGAGGCCAAACCCGCCCCUGUGAACCAACACGCCAGCCACAAACCUGCUUCUAAUGCCAAUGCAGAGGCAGGAAACCGAAAAACAGUAGGUGAUACCCACCUGAGCAAGAGCACCAAAGCCCAGAGCAGCCUGCAUGUAGAAAGCGUGGAGGUGACGCCCCGCAACAAAGAUGCCACAUUCACAGAAAGGCCAAAGGUCAAGACGAAAACUAGCCAUGAGAAGAAAUCCGAGAGCAGAAAAUCAGCCAAACGUUCGUCUUCGGAAAAAAGGGACGGGAAAGAAGCGGUUGCUAAGACUGCCACGAUGGUGGUGGAGGACAAAAAGGAGGCGGAGCUUGUUCGCCCGUCCUCCCCGCCACCCAAAAACAGCGUAACAGUAACUCAUGCGCCCUCCAAGAGCUCCAAAAAGAGCCGGGCUCCCUCGCCAAUGACGGACAGGAAAUCCAAAUCCACGGCAUCCAAAUCGUCCGUCGACGUUCCUCUCACUCUGGUGGUGAAGAUCCAGCUCAGUCAGCUGUCCAGAGUACCACAGGUACCCAAAGCGACGAAGACGGGAACCAGCGCUCAUGUGGAGACCCCUUUAAAGAAACCGAGCCAGGAGAAAGAACCUGGUAAAGCGGGCAAGAAGAGACCUGCUGAUCACAGUGAGCUCUCUGUGCCAAAAAAGAAGCCGAAACUGGAAAAAGACAAAGAGGGAAAAACGUCAUCUUCAUCUCAGCACAGUUCCAGCAAAACAGAAGCACCAAAGAGCAGCCGCGAGGAGACGGACAAGAAGAGCAGCAAGAAGGUUCCGGCUCCUGCUCCUCACAACCCGGGACACAAGCGCUGCUCUGGAGAGAUGGAGGAGAGCAGCACCUCGGGCAGCAAGCACAAGAAGAAGAGCUCGAGCAGAGAGGAGCACAGCAAGAGCGACAAGAAAGCAGCGAAGAGCAGCACAUCUGCCCCGGAGUCGUCGGCUUCCUGUGGAGCCCCGGCGGCGCACAGACCUCUGCUCAAGUUUGACGACAAGCAGUACCCUGUGGAUUAUCAUAUGAAGGAAGCCAAAAAGCUGAAGCACAAAGCCGACGCCAUGGUGGAUAAAAUGGGUAAGGCCUUGAGUUACCUGGAUGCUGCCAUGUCCUUCGUAGAGAGCGGCAUCGCCAUGGAGACAGAUCCCCAGACGCCCAAGUCAGCUUACACCAUGUUCUCCGACACCGUAGAUCUCAUCAGAUUCAUCCUGAAGCUGAAGAACUACUUGGACCCGUCGGCUCCUGCGUCAGAGCGAGAUUUCUUAGUCCUGUGUAUGCGAUGUCAGGCCCUCCUGCAGAUGGCGAUGUUUCGCUGUAAACGAGAAUCGGCGCUGAAGUAUUCUCGCACACUCACCGAUUAUUUCAAGAGCUCAAAGACGAUGCAGGCUCCUUCCCCCUGCAUCUCAAAGAGCUCGUCUCCGAUGUCCCCGAUGCCGUCUCCGGCGAGUUCGUGCAUCUCCAAUCCCAGCAGCAGCAGCAGCAGCACUGUGUCCAUUCCUCAGCUCAUCCAGCAGAUGGCGUCAUCAUACAUCAACAUCACCGCUCUCUUCCUCAGCGCUCACGAGACAUGGGAACAGGCCGAGGAGCUGGCACGCACACGCACCGGUCUAUUAAGUGAUCUGGACAAGGCCCUCAGCCGCCUGAGUUUGACCUCCAGCAUGACGGCUCUGGUGCGCUACACUCGCCAAGGCCUCCACUGGCUCAGACUGGACACCUCGAACCCUCGCAGCGGCCCGUGAGCUUGUGUGUGUGUGUGCGUGUGUGUGUGUGUGUGCGUGUGUGUGUGUGUGGGAGGAUAACGGGCAUCUUUUAAUUAUUUUAUGUUCUGCUUCGGGAAGGAAGGAAGUCUGUUUGCACUUCGUUCUGAAAGAAAGCAAGUUGAUGUAAAGGUGGUGAGCGCACGAUGCUGACUUUCCUCUCACGGAGAAGAAGCUGAAAAUCACUGGAAUCACACAGAGAGAGAGAGAGAGAGAGAGAGAGAGAGAGAGAGAAAGAACAAGAGCGCCGCUGGCUUCAUCUUUUUUUCUUUCCCAUCGCCGCUCUAUCGGACAAUCAGAGGGAACAAAAAUGAAGUCCACACUACAUGUUUAAACUUUAACUUUGCACUCGUUUCCUCUUAUCAUGUGACUGGUUAAUUUAAACCCCACGUUUUUCAUAUCUCCUGUGGAAAACCCAAAAAACUGUGAUCUCACUAUUAUUUAUUUCAUCUAUAUUAUUAUUAUUAUUAAUAUUAUUAUUAAUAUAUUGAUCAUGAAUCUUUUUUUUCCCUCUUUGGAAACACAAACUUUUUUUUACCCUGAUGUUGAGGCUUCCGACUGACAUGAAAUGUUCAUUUUUUAAACGUCUUUUCCCGUGAUAGAGCUCUGAAGGACACGUUUAUCACUCACGCUUCACUGUUUGUUUUUUCCACAUCCACGGUGAAGACGUAUUUGAUUGAAAUAUGAAAUACAAAGCCACUGUUUUUUUGUUUUUGUUUUCAAAUUUGAAAUCAGUCAACAAAAUGUAAUUCUACCUCAAGAGGACAACAGAGGCAGAGCAACAAUUCAGACACACACACACACACCUGUACCUGCACCUGCACAGACCCAGGGCCUGAGUUGUACCUGAACAUGAUAUCACACCUUUAGUAAAUAAAACACUUGUGCCUUAUAGUGAAACUGCUGUAAUGAAACAAAGCCACCGCAGAUCUAAAGAUAAAAAAAAAAAAAAGAUCUGAAAAGAAAAGAUGAACUCGUGACAGCUGUAUGUAAUGACGUAAAUUUCUUGAUUCGUAUCUGUGGAUGUGGGUUCAGGCUUAAUGGAGUGUAAAUGCACUUUUCAGGGAGGAAACAGGAGUGGCUACGAUGCGGGGGGAGAAAAAAACAACCACGAUGCCGAAAUGGAAAAUCCGUCGUGUCCGAUCUGCUUUUAUAACCAGAUUGCGAUUGCAAAAGGUGCCAAUACUUACAGUUUAGCUGUAGCAUUUAUGAUUUUUAACCUGUUGUUAUGGUAACACAGGAGACACCUGAAAUUCGCUCGGUGGAAAAGAUGAUUCACCGAAGGGGAAAGGACGCCGGGGCGUGAAAGACGUAUUAGUUUCUGGUGACGUUUUCUUUCGUAAAUAUAUAAAUAAAGGACCUGUUUAUUAUUAAGUAGCACCAAUGCAGAUGUUUCGCCUUUUACUGUUGCUUAGCGCACAUCUGGGGGAAAAAAAAGAAUUAGCUAGAUAGCUAACUUUCCCACUACAUUCUCACCAUUUAUCAUUCAGGCUGUUAUCAAUUCAAUUCAAUUUUUUUCGUGAGCAACUUUUUUUUUUUUUUUUCCCAAAUCUCAGUGCAUUAAAAUCUUUUUCCUGUUCUGCCUCAGCAGAUUUUCUUGUCACGUGACAGCGGGUCCGUUAGAAUAACAGACUUUUUAACGAAUGUUUCCUCUUCAGGUGCUCGUAGAGAGAGGUUUCAUUUGGUAGAGAGAACAGAACGUUUAACGAAGGAGACGGAUCUCGGAAAACUGGUAGCUGUUACAUAAAAAACCAGGAGCUUUGUUGUAGGUUUUGCGUUAUGUAUUAAAUAUUUAACUGAUUACGAUAACAGCAAACUGUUUGGUGAACAAAGUGAUUGGCCACAAUUUGCGGUGUCACUUAGAAUUUUUCGUUAAAGCGUCACUUUUAGUGUAAUCUGUUCAUUUUCUGAUGGUUACGUUCCAGCGAGGUUACCUUUCCACUUGUGAGAAGAUCUGUGAGGCACCAAUCCAAAAAAAAAAAAAAAACACAAAGCAGCCAAUCAGAAAGCAGUAUUUUUCCUAGCCAUUGGAUAAAUCAAACUGAUGUUAAUUAUUAUUUAAUUUUAUUUAAUUUUUUGUAACUACAGAAGAAUGCUAACUUUUCUGAAACUUGACACAAUGCAAAUUUUUCUCUAAAAUUCAGCAAACACAUUUUCCAUUUUGUAUUUCAACUGGGUUUUUUUUCUUUGCCUUUUUUUUAAUUCUUUUUUGCCCUCCAGAAUAAUGUAGGCUGGAUUUAGAGCAAUAACACUUCUUUGGUUUAAAGUGUGUGUGUUUCCUUCCUGUUGUCCACUGUUAAACUUGAGUGCCAUGAAAAGCGUUUCCCAAACCAGCUCUACACACACACACACACAGAGUAACUCAGUUCUUGAUUUAAAGAUGUGUUUUGGAAAACGUUGGCUUUUUAUUUUCCUUCCUGAGAUUCCCAGCGGGAUUCCUGUACUGGAAAUGUGAACUUUGUAAGGAUCAGGAUUGCCGAGAUUUAAGGGCUGCACAUGAAAUCAGAAGAUAAAGUGUAUUACUGUAUUUAUUUUAUCAUGAUUAUCAGUGAAAGAAAUACUCUAGAACUGUUCAUCCUAUCUGAUCAUGUAACAUUGAUUUUUUAUUUUUUUUUUCAGCUUUUUUUUUUUUCUUCAUAUUUUCAAUUCUUCCAAAGAACACUGCUUUACUUGUUCUUAAGACAAAUUUUACAGGAUCUUUUUUCUUUCUUUCUUUUGUUUCAUCUCUGCACACUAAAUGAAAAGGUCCUCUGUGUUUCUGCAUCAUGUCGUGUGACCAUUCUGUAAAAGUCCGAAUCAUGUAUAUGAGUUUGCUUUAUGUUUUAUAUCACAUGCGUGAGCUUGUUUUGGUGUGCAAGACGGAGCGUGUUCUUUCUUCCCACACACACAAUGAGUUUAAAAACGAUGGGGGGAAAAAAAAACACUUUCCAUUCAAACUGUUCGGAAUCAUUUUGUAAUUUUGCCUUGUUGGACAUAUGUAAAUACUGUUAUGUACAGCGCUGUAUAAAGAACGGCAGUGAAAUGAGUUUUUUUUCUUUAACUUACAAAAAAAGAGAUCUUUUUUUUUCCAAAGCUGUUUAUGCAGACGUUUGUAGCUUCAGUGGAGAAGCGUGGGGUCGAGUCGGAUCGUCGGUUCCUCUCUGACCGCUGACCACAGCUCUGAUUUUUGUCUGAUCGUUCACAGGCAAUAAAGUUUUGGGGAAAAAAUUCAAA